This is a messenger RNA of Solea solea (common sole), 1613 nucleotides long. RefSeq lists its product as uncharacterized. NCBI's taxonomy places the organism in Eukaryota, Metazoa, Chordata, Actinopteri, Pleuronectiformes, Soleidae. The record is from RefSeq and is a predicted model, not a curated record.
UGUGUUUCCGGGUGGCGCGUGGCUCGCGCUCGCGCGCAUCCCUGCUAGCAUCCGUCGGUUCCGCCUCGCGACAAAACAACCGACUCAGUAAAAGCAGCCACGCGCUUUCGCGUGACACGUGUUUAAUUAACGUAUUGUAACUGAGAGGCUGAAGCGGAGGGGGCGGAGGGGGCAGCGGGGCACGCGACGGGACAAUGGCGGCGUCGCUUCUCUCCGAGACCGACAUCAGGCACCGGUCCAUGGCGGAGGAGGAUCCGAACGGGAACGAGCACGGGGCGACUGCACGCAGCGCAGCGCCUCGCUGGGGACCGCAGCACGCCGGGGCUCGACAGCUGGCGCGGCUCUACUCUCCCGGUAAGAGGCUGCAGGAUUGGCUGUGUGUGAUUCUGUGCCUCCUGCUUCUCAUCGUAAACCUCUCCUUCCUCCUCCUCCACUUCUCCACCGUUCACAUCUACAGGAUCAUCCUGGGCGCCGUCCUCGGAAUAGUGCCGGCAGACUUUGCGUCGGGGGUGGUGCACUGGGCGGCCGACACCUGGGGAUCCGUGGACAUGCCGGUUAUUGGAAGGUCAUUUAUUCGUCCGUUCCGCGAGCACCACAUCGAUCCCACUGCCCUCACUCGCCACAACUUCAUUGAAACCAACGGAGACAACGGCAUGAUCUCCGUCUUUCCACUGGCUCACAUGGCCGCCAAGUCCCUCACACACACACCAGAGGCCCUGGCGGCGGCGUAUCCGUCGGAGCACUGCUACGUCUUCGCCCUGGCCGUCUCCGUGACGCUGACCAACCAGUUUCACAAGUGGAGCCACUCGUACUUCGGGCUCCCACGCUGGGUCACGCUGCUCCAGGACUGGCACCUGGUGUUGCCACGGAAACACCACCGCAUCCACCACGUCUCGCCGCAUGAGACGUACUACUGCGUCACCACAGGUUGGUGUAACUAUCCUCUGGAACAGCUGGGCUUCUGGAGACGGAUGGAGCGGCUGAUCGAGUACGUGACGGGUCAGAAACCACGCUCUGACGACAUGGCGUGGGCGAAGAAGACCGACUCGUAAACACACACAAACAAACACACACACACACACACAGAGAGGGAAGGACGGAGACACGCAAACAAACACACACACACAGUGGGACAAACAGGUCUAAAAAAUUAAGUGCAGAUAUCUGAGUAAUGGUUGAUUGGUUAAAAAUAAAUAAAUAGCCACUCCCCCUUUCUCUUCUUCCAGGGAAAAUAUGUCGGAGUGUAGAAGAAGACAGUUUAGUUCAGAGUAAGACUUCUCUGGAGGUUGGGCUCUCCAGGAGUGACAGCACACACUCUCUGAUUUCGUCUUGUUUUUUAAACACAAACACCUGACUUACACCACGGGUCCUUGAAAUCCUUGACAGUUUGAAAAUCACCCCCCAAAAUAGACAUGGGUCAUUGAAAAGUUCUUGAAAAUUGAUAUUAUCCCAGAUCUCUGUCUCACCAGAGACACAAGGACCAGACGCUGUUGCAGGAUCAUCACACACACGUACGUGAAAUCAAACACAUUCCAUUCUCGCUGCUCAUCUGCCUUAAUGUUUUUAAUCUGCUCUUUGAUUUUAAAUAAAUAAAUGAAGGUUUAUUAACUCGU